CGGCUGCUCUCUACCGUACUGGGAGGAAGGUCUUGACCUACACUUUCACGAGAAUUUUCGGACUUUUCAACCUCGAUUUAUCACCGACCUCUUUCUUACAGCUACCCUUCAGCAGCCAUCGACUGAUGCAAUAGUCGUCGUCGAGCCCCGUCCCGUAGUCGGGACAUUACUAUCACCUCAAACGACGGGGAUCGUAAUAUCACUUGAUAAUCAUGGUUUCCCUACGUUCAUUAUUCACAUUUAUUGGUGUAUCUGCCAUUGUUCAAGAUGUCGUCGCAAAUAAUUCACAUAGGAACCCUUUGAAAUACAUCUCCAUACUGGAAGAACCGACCUUCAACACCCCUUCGAAACGCGUUCAUUCCCAUUCCUCCUUUGAUCUCACCUUUUCCCUCCAUGACGGCCAGCAAGACGUCCGUCUGGCCCUCGAACCCAACCACGACAUCCUCCAAGACAACUUGCAAGUCAACUACCUCGCGCCUGACGGGACUUUGAGGCAAGUCGAACACGUACAACGACACGAACACAAGGUCUUCCGCGGCAAGGCCUUUGUCCGACGCGAGGACCGCUCCGAGUGGACCCACGUUGGAUGGGCGAGGAUAACGGUCCAUCGCGAUGGUAAGCACCCCGUCUUGGAAGGGGCUUUCCGUGUCGAUGGAGACCACCACCACAUUCAUACCGCCUCCAACUAUCGGCGCCUGAGACACCCGCAAGACCCCGACGUCGAGAAUGGCCUGGAUCCGGACGAGUACAUGGUCGUCUGGAGAGAUUCGGACAUCAUGGAUGACUACUACUACUACGACGACUCCCGAGACCUAAAGCGAGACGUGCGCGGUUCCAGGCACUGCGACUCCGAGCAGCUCUCGUUCAACACAAAGUACGACCCCUGGGCACACGGAGACGAAGAGGACCCGUUGCGAGCCGCGUCCACGAGGUCCUUGUUCGGCAGGCAGAUGGACACCGGGCCGACUGGCGACGACGGUGCCGCCGUCGGUCUGGCUUCGACCAUUGGGAGCACCCUGGGCUGCCCCAACACCCGCAGGGUUGCCCUGGUCGGCAUCGCCACCGAUUGCACCUACACGGCUGCCUUCAAUUCGAGCCAGUCCGUCCGCUCCAACAUGAUCAACCUCGUGAACGCCGCCUCCGAGGUGUACGAGAACAGCUUCAACAUCUCCCUGGGCAUCCAGAACCUGACCAUCAGCGACGCCGCCUGCCCCGCGUCUGCCAGCAAUCUCGCUCCGUGGAACAUCGGCUGCGACCCGAAUACGAGAAUCGGCGACCGCCUGGUUCUCUUCUCCAGGUGGCGCGGCGCCAUCGACGACAACAACGCCUUUUGGACCUUGUUCAGCACCUGUGACACGGGCAGCGCCGUAGGCCUGGCCUGGUUGGGCCAGGUCUGUGUCCAGGGCUCUCAGGACACGGAGGGCAACGACGGUGGCGUCGAGACGGUCUCGUCGGCCAACGUCGUCCUCCGCACGCCGCAGAGUGAAUGGCAGGUCUUUGCACACGAGGCUGGGCAUACGUUCGGCGCCGUGCACGACUGCGACGAGGGCGAGUGCGCGGCCGUGGGCUCCGACGGCAUGCGGCGAUGCUGCCCUCUCAGUGCCGACGAAUGCGACGCCCGCGCGCAGUUCCUCAUGAACCCUUCUACCGGAUCCCACCUUCGGCAGUUCUCUCCGUGUACCAUCGGCAACGUCUGCUCGGCGCUUUACCGAAAUGCGAUCCGAUCGGACUGCUUGAUGGACAACCGCAACGUCGAGACGAUCACGGGAAGUCAGUGCGGCAAUGGCAUUGUCGAGGCCGGCGAGGACUGCGAUUGCGGUGGCGCCGAGGAGUGCGGGGACGACCCGUGCUGCAACCCCGAGACGUGCCGGUUCACGGAGAAUUCGGUCUGCGACCCUGCCAACGAGGCAUGCUGCACCGGUCAGUGCCGGUUCGCCGCGUCGGGCGCCGUGUGUCGCGAGAGCACGGGGCUGUGCGACCCGCAAGAGGUAUGCCCCGGCGAUUCGGGCAUGUGCCCCAGCGACCGCCACCUGGACGACGGCGAGUCGUGCGGCGACGACGGCGACAACCUGCGCUGCGCGUCGGGCCAGUGCACCUCCCGGGACCAGCAGUGCCAGGUGGCGGUCGGCUCCCGGGAUACGAACAACGAGACCACCGCUUGCGGCUCCCAAUGCCAGCUCCUCUGCCGGUCGCCCACGGUCUUUGGGACGGACAUGUGCCGGCAACCCGCCAGCCAGUUCUUCAUAGACGGGACGCCUUGCUCCAACGGCGGGAGAUGCAGAAACGGCGUCUGCCGUGGGGAGUCUGUCGCCGGCAGCGUGGAGAACUUCUUCCAAGAAUAUCGUCAUAUUAUUAUUCCCGUGGCCGCGUCUGUCGGAGGUCUUAUCGCACUGGCCAUCCUUUGGUGCUGCGUCUCGUCGUGCUGCAAGAGGCGUCGGCGCAACAAGGCGGCGAAACAGCCCCCUAGCCCCCCACCGGCGGCGGCGGCAGCAGCAGCAGCCAACAACGACGGGCACGGCUAUGGUGGUGCAUGGAACGCCUCGGUUCCCCCGCCCGCUCCUCCUUCUGUUCCUCCUGUUCCGCCACCGCAGCCACAGAUGUCGUCGCAAUACGGUUCCUACGGUAACGACCCGCAACGGGAUUACCCGUCGAAUUACUCGCAGGGCUCGGGGCCAUCCUACCCAGGGCAGUGGAUGCCGCAGAGGGGCCAGGGGUCCAUGAAUACGCGGUAUGCCUAGGAUUUGGCUGGCCCUCUUUUUCUUUUUCUUUUCCUUUUCCUUUUUAUUUUAUUUUCUCACGCAACGCCCUAUUCUCGUGGUCUUCGUCGUCGGUCACAUCCUCGUCGUCGUGGCGGGAUGACUGGGCUA
This is a messenger RNA of Sodiomyces alkalinus F11, 2867 nucleotides long. Its product is annotated as zinc metalloprotease mde10. The record is from RefSeq and is a predicted model, not a curated record. The transcript has 2 exons. Gene Ontology annotation, molecular function: metalloendopeptidase activity. NCBI's taxonomy places the organism in Eukaryota, Fungi, Ascomycota, Sordariomycetes, Glomerellales, Plectosphaerellaceae. Gene Ontology annotation, biological process: proteolysis. Bases 213 to 2738 code for a protein of 841 amino acids.